AGGGCAGGAGGAGGGGCCGGGGGCCCCCUCCCUUUCCUAGACGAGCUAGCAAACAGCGGUCAGCAGCAGGGACAGUCCAUUUCCGUCUGACCCGCCCGCGGCCGUUCCCCCACCCCGCCUUUCCUUGCACCCACCCAGCAAGCAGAGCCCACCGGAUGGACGGACGCCCCGCGCGCCGGCCGGCCGGUCGAUUCCCCCACUCCACUCGCCGCCCGCGGCUGGGCUGCGCUGCGCAUCGACGACGGACGACGACACAAUCACCCCCACCCCCCGUCCAAUCAGCAGCGGACGAGGGACGACCACGGCCCCCCGUCUGCCGCACGCGCGCCCGCUCUGCCAGCUGCUGCUACUACUGCUAAACCUCGCCCACCAGUCGCGUGAGGAAAUAGCAACCUGCUGAGCUCGCUCGUUCGCUCGCUCGCCUGCCUUCUUCCCUGGGCAAGCUAGCUAGCUAGGAUCGAGGAGGAGCUCUGCCCGGCCAUGCAGCGUGGGGAUCCGCUGGUGGUGGGCCGCAUCAUCGGCGACGUGGUGGACCCCUUCGUGCGCCGGGUGCCGCUCCGCGUCGCCUACGCCGCGCGCGAGGUCUCCAACGGCUGCGAGCUCAGGCCCUCCGCCAUCGCCGACCAGCCGCGCGUCGAGGUCGGCGGACCCGACAUGCGCACCUUCUACACCCUCGUGAUGGUAGAUCCUGAUGCGCCGAGCCCCAGCGAUCCCAACCUCAGGGAGUACCUGCACUGCAUGCUACAACACACGUACUGUCAGGAUCUUGUCUACAUUCUCCACCUCGUACGGCUGGUCACUGAUAUUCCGGCGACGACUGGAGUAUCUUUUGGGACCGAGGUCGUGUGCUACGAGAGCCCACGGCCGGUGCUGGGGAUCCACCGGGUCGUGUUUCUGCUCUUCCAGCAGCUCGGCCGGCAGACGGUGUACGCCCCGGGGUGGCGGCAGAACUUCAGCACCCGCGACUUCGCCGAGCUCUACAACCUCGGCUUGCCGGUCGCCGCCGUCUACUUCAACUGCCAGAGGGAGUCCGGAACCGGUGGGAGAAGAAUGUGAUCUCGACCCGGCCGGGUGGAAAUUAAUAAGAUGACGGGUAAUCGGGUAUAUGUAUAUAUUUAUAUAUAUAUGUAUAUGUACGUGUAUUUGAUCUGGUGGCCUUUGGUUAUAUUUGGGUGGGGUGUAUUUGAUAUAUUAUCUGUGGCAGAUUGGCGCAUUCUCUGGCGCAUAUUUGAUAGCUACAUGUAUCUAUUUAUACAGAUAUAAAGCGAGCAAUAAUAUGCAUAUGAGAGGGUUCAGCCACAUCAGUCA
This is a messenger RNA of Zea mays, 1308 nucleotides long. RefSeq names its product ZCN14 protein (gene ZCN14). NCBI's taxonomy places the organism in Eukaryota, Viridiplantae, Streptophyta, Magnoliopsida, Poales, Poaceae. The coding region runs from base 481 to 1056 and encodes 191 amino acids. The transcript has 5 exons. The record is from RefSeq and is a predicted model, not a curated record.